This is a messenger RNA of Drosophila guanche, 1577 nucleotides long. It is a transcript of the gene SmydA-7, whose product is annotated as SET domain-containing protein SmydA-8. Bases 53 to 1522 code for a protein of 489 amino acids. The record is from RefSeq and is a predicted model, not a curated record. Lineage: Eukaryota; Metazoa; Arthropoda; Insecta; Diptera; Drosophilidae. The transcript is spliced from 3 exons.
CGAAAUUGUUUUUAGUUUCUUUUCUACUUCGCAGCAGAAUCGCACGUAAUCGAUGCAAGACUUCAGCGAAAAGAUUCAGCAGGUGCACAAUGAGCAGCUGGGCAGACAUCUGGUGGCCAACAUGCACAUCGAUGCUGGCGACACGUUGCUGGAGGAGCGGCCGCUGCUGGUCGCACCGCACUGGGAGUGCAGCCAGCUGAAGUGCUCCCAGUGCAUGCAGGAGUCGUAUGUGAUGUGUCGCCGCUGUCAGGUAUUUCCGCUGUGCAUGGACUGCGAUCAGCACAGUGACUUCGAGUGCGAGUUCUUUGCCAGUGGCGCGGGCAGUGGCAUCUGCAAGGAUCUACUGGUGAAGAAUUAUGGAAUUUGUGCGCUGCUGAAGCUGCUGCUGCUGCUGGAGGAUCCGACCACACGCGACGACUGCCAGUCGCUGGUCGAGCGGCCUGUGAAACUGGAGGACUAUAGUGAUACCGAGGGCAUGUGGCAGGAGCACGAGGAGCAGGUGGUGCGCCCUCUGCUGGCCAGUGGCCUGGCGGGGGCCAUGCCCGCACAGCAGCUGACAGCGGACGUGCUGCAUGCCCACUGCAUACGCAUCGAUUGCAACGCCUUCGAGGUGACUGGCCGCGAUGGCGAGACCUUGAAGGGCGUCUUCGUGUGCGGCGCUGGCCUGCCCCACCACUGUGUGCCCAACACGGUUGUGGCCCUCGACGAGCAGUUCAACAUGAAGCUGUACGCCGCGGUGCCGCUGAGUGCCGGCGAUGUCAUCUACAAUUCCUACGCGAAUCCCCUGAUGGGCACCAGCCAGCGACAGCACCAGCUGCGACUCAGUCGCCACGUGGACUGCCGCUGCUCUCGCUGCUGCGAUGCCACAGAAAUGGGCACCCACAUGAGCAGCAUGAAGUGCCGCGAAUGCUCCGCAGGCUUUGCCAUCUGCGAACUUGGCCCCGAUGGCAGCGGCGACUGGCGCUGCUUGGACUGCAGUGCUGUGCAGCCAGCGGUCGACGUUCAUGAGCUGCUGGCCGAGGUGGGCGGCGCUCUGGUGGAGGCCAAGGGUGAUCUGCAAGUCUACGAAUCUCUGCUGGUGCGCUACAAACAGCUGCUCCAUCCCAAUCACUUUCUGCUGCUGGACAUCAAGCAGAACAUAGCCAGCAUCCUGAGAGCCGCUGCUCUGAUGAACUCCAUGGAAACUCCCUGCAAGAAAAUGCUCGCACGUCGCGUCGAGCUGUGCUCCGAUCUCCUGCCAGUCUGUCGCGCCGUUGUGCCCGGCCUGUCCAAGCUGUACGCCAUUGCACUCUUUGAGUAUUUGCUGGCGCUGAUUGAACUCAUAGAGCUGCAGUUUGCCGAGAGUGAUCUGAGCAAGAAGGAAUAUGCGGCUCAGCUGAGAAUUGGCAGCCAGGUGGCCAAGGAGGCACUGGAUUUGCUACGCUUUGAGCCGGAAAACUCUGCCGAGGGCUACCUCAGCGAUCGCAUCUCCAUGGAGCUCGAGCGCAUUGAUUCCGAUUUGAUGAAGUAUGGCGGCCGCUAGGCCCCAGCAACUGCAUGUAAAUUUAAAAUUAAAUAAAAUAGAUUAGACACCAAAA